UCCAGCGUCCGCCGUCUUGCCAGACGCGCUGGCUCACACGAGCGGCGCCACCGAGAUGGCGAGACGAUGAGGAGCGCGGCGGUGGCGUGAACGGGAGGAGGAGGAGGAGGUCGUGGAGGAGGCGCCGUCGUCGUCGUCGUCGUCGCACUCGGAAUGGGCAACUCGUCCUUCCCAGGCAUGUAGCCGCCGCCGCCGCAGAGAAGAGAAGGAAUUCCAUGAUCUCCGCCAGUGAUGCCGAAUUCCCGCGGGACUGCCGCUCACCGGCCGGAUCCCGGGGAGGCCGGCGCUUCGCCGCCAACGGGAGGUCGGCGUCCUCGUCGCCGGACCGGCGUCGCGACGCGCCGGCGCCCGACAGACCGGAGGCCCCGAACGGCGUCCGCCAGGUCGACGCGGAGCGGCGGAGGGACGCCGACAAGGAGAUGUCGCUAGGGGGCGCUGCUCGAGGACGGCAGCAACAAGCUAACUACUGGAGCUUCAAGAGUCGGACGCCGCGCGGCAGCGGCCUGAGCCCGACGCCAGGCGGCGGACUUUCGGCCGAGCAUCCGGACGUGAUGUCCGAUCGCGACCUGCCCGCGGCCUUCAGCCGCAUGAACCGCCUGCGCCAGAGUCUCCCGCUGGCCCGAUCGUCUGCCGGCGGCCCGGCCAAGCUGCACGCGCCAGGUAUGCUGUUCCUCCAGCUGGGCGAGGAGACCCGCCGCGUGCACCUGACGCACCAGCUGAGCAGCCUGGACACCCUGCGAGCGCUCAUCGUGCACAUGUUCCCGCAGAGGCUCAGCAUGGCCGCGCUCAGGUCUCCCAGCACGGCCCUGCUGAUCAAGGACGAGAGCCGUAACGUCUUCUACGAGCUGGAGGACCCGCGGGACGUUCGGGACCGCUGCGUCAUCAAAAUCUACUGCAAGGAGCCCGUCUACGGGACGUACCCGGGCCAGCGCCACAACUCGCACCUGCUGGCCAACGGGGACCUGAGGCGCGAGAUGGUGUACACCCCCCAGGAUUCGCCCCCCGGCCGGCGCGCCCAAGUGUCCUCCCAGCAUCGCUCCGCCUCGUCCUCGCCGCCUCAGGGUUCGCCGUCGCGGACGCGGCUGCUUUACGGCGGCGGCGUCCGUCCGUCCUCGUAUGCUGGGCCGGCGCUGCCCCAGCACCGCGGCGCGCCGCCGGCGCACCACUCGCCGCCCCCGCCGGCCUUCGCCGCCUCCUCCAGCGCCAUCCUGGAACGACGCGACGUGAAGCCGGACGACGAGGCGGGCGGGGCCCGCGGCGUGGCGCUUUUGCGGGCGGACGAGCGCGCGGGCAUCUACGCCGACCCCUACUCCCUGGCCAUGGACGCCCGCCUGGGCCUCGCCGGGGCGCCGCAAUCGCCGCUCACCGGCCGAAGCGACCCGUACGGCUCCUUAUACCGGCGAGGAACCGGCGGGGCGGUGUGUUCCCUGAUGGAAGGCGGCGGCCUCUACAGAGCGGGCGGCGCCCUUUACAACGACACCUACGCGGCGGCCAUGUUGGCCGUGGGCCCGCGCGGACCGUCGCUCUCCUCUCCGCAGAGGAUUCCCGAUACGCGCGAGGCCUACGCUAGCACGCUGCCGUCGCGCGGCUCCCCUGCCAGGGGCGAGCGGCGGCGAGACUCUGCAAUGUCGUCCGUGGGCGGCGACAGUCCCAGAGGUCGGGGGCUGACCUCGGAGCAGCUGUGCCUGCUGGCGGCGGCGGCGGGAGGAGACGGGGGCAGUGUCAGAGCAGAUGAGACAGAAACCAGGGAGCGCAUGGAGGUGAUGGAGAAGCAGAUCGCCAGCCUGACGGGUCUGCUGCAGCGAGUCCUCAGCAGAGCGCCCGAAGACCACAGCCCGGACCCGAUGGAGUCUGCCAGCGACGGCUCGGGGACAGAUCCUGGACCUGCAAAAGUAAAGAAAGCCGCGACGCCGUCCGGCCCCCUGGCGCUGAUGCCGCCACCCCCGACCGCCGCCGGCGACGCCAACCGGCCACUGACCGUGUCCCGCGUGCAGAUGCAGCGCCACCUGCUGGGCCUGCAGCAAAGCACCAAUGCGCUGCGUACGCAACUCUCGCAGCUGCGCAACACGCAGCUGGAGAAUCAGGAUUGUGUGGUGGCGCUGCUGAGGCAGACGGAGGCGGAGCUUAGAGUGCUGAUGCAGGAUGCGGCGCGCACUCAAGAGGAUCCCCUGCAGCGGCAGCGCCUCCUGGUGGAGGAGGAACGCCUCAAGUACCUCAACCAGGAGGAGAUGCUCGUGCACCGGCUGCACGACUUGGAGCGGUGGGUGGAGGACCUGCAGAAGAAGUCGAACACGGCGAGGCUCCCGGUGAGCCAGCAGGACCUCCGGCAGAAGACGCAAGAACUCAAAACGCUGGCCGACACGCUCGGCAGCCUCAAGAGCCAGUUCCCGGGCCUGCAGAGCAAGAUGCGCGUGGUGCUGCGCGUGGAGGUGGAGGCGGUCAAGUUCCUGAAGGAGGAGCCUCAUCGUCUGGAGGCCCUGCUGCAGCGCUGCAACAACGUCCGCGACACACUCGGCACGCUUCGGAGGCAGGCCAGCGAGAAGGAGCGGGAGGAGGCGGGCGACCAAUCGCAAAGGAAUUCACCCCGCGGCCCGACGGACAACGCGAGCGACGGCAAGGCGGCGGGCCGCGCUCCCGAGCCGGACAAGACGCCGCCGCCGAGCGCCCGAAGUCGCGUUGCGGCCGAGAAGAGCCUCAACGCGCACGUGUCCGCCGAUGUCACUCUGGCGGCGGAGCGCGACUGGGCGGAGAAGCGGGCGAGCCUGACGCAGUUCAGCGCCCGGGACAUCAACCGCCUGCUGGAGGAGACGCAGGCCGAGCUGCUCAAGGCCAUCCCCGACCUGGACUUGGCCGCCAAGACCGUCACCAAACCCGCCGUGCCCCCCAAACCGCUGAUGGCCGCCCCCGCGGCUGGCGAGUCGCCGCCGCCGCCGCCGCCGCCGCCGGGCAAAGUGCAGCUGGCGGCGCAGAAGCUCAACAGCAUGGAUGGCUCCGCCUCCCAGCGAGGCUCGGCGGACGCGGGCGUGUCCCGGUGCCGCACGGACAAGCCGUCCAAGUCUCCGCCACCGCCGCCCCCUCCUCGCCGGAGCUUCCCGUCGGCGCUCGCCGCCAACAACAACAAGAUGGCGGACGGCGAGCCGUUCAAGCUGAGGCGCGCCACCCCCUCGGACGCGGCCCGUCCCGCCUCCACGCCGCCGGGCCUUCAGGACGACGGCGUCGACAAGGAGGUGAUGGGCGGCUUGUCGGCGUCCGUCAAAGGUCCGACGGUGGCGGCUCGCCUCAAACGUCUGGAGCAAGGAGGCCGCAAGUCCAAAGAGGAAGCGCCGGCGCCGGCGGGGGGCCAGCAGCAGGUAUUCCACUUCUAGAAGCGGCGGCGGCGGCGGCGGCGGCGGUGGCGGCGGCGGCGGAUUUUGGUCUUCGCAAGCGAGCCGGCUCCUUUUUUCCUUCUGCGUCUUUGUUUGGAAUUAGCUUCGUGGCUAACGCGCAAUAAUCUACUUCUGACCCUUUGUCGCUCGUCUUAUCCCCGCGCCUGCCCGUGUUCCGAGCGAGGAACGACCCGUAAGCACAAAAAGGAUCAUCUUUGGCCAAUUCCCGUUUUUUUUUUUUCUGACCGGGGGGGUCAGCUCGGACAACGAUGACGUUUCAAAAUCGUUUGCAUGACAAUUCAUCCGUAGUCACAUGAUCAGCCCCCGGCGUCGGCCCGAUGAUGACCCGCCGACCUUUAACCUCAACCCUUCCCUUUCGUCCAACUCUCGCGGAUGACAUCGCGGGUGAUGACAUCACGGGUGAUGACAUCACAGGCGACGGUGGCGGUGGUGAUUUAGACUUUAGACCGUGUCGAUGUUGUCGUGCUCUGAAGAUGUACAAAAAAAAAAGACAAAUGCCAUCUAUGUUUUCUACUUGUUUUCUAUUUUUAUACGUACGUAACACAUCGACUGUGUAAAAUUAUUAUUUUUUAUGAUUUAGAGAUCUUUUAUUUUUUCUGACGACCAUCAAGCAAAGCUCCGUCGGCCAUUUUCUACCCGUUUCCUGAAUAUCUUCCGAUAGUCCCGCGCGCGGCCCGCACGCACCCGAACCAUCGACCGUCUCGUUAGCUUCCGUGGACUUGAUGUUCUCCGUCAUCGCAA
Molecule: messenger RNA, 4127 nt
Organism: Hippocampus zosterae (dwarf seahorse)
Lineage: Eukaryota; Metazoa; Chordata; Actinopteri; Syngnathiformes; Syngnathidae
Product: SRC kinase signaling inhibitor 1-like
Exons: 19
Coding region: 216-3365 (1049 amino acids)
Biological process (GO): regulation of dendritic spine morphogenesis
Cellular component (GO): cytoplasm; postsynaptic density; actin cytoskeleton
Source: RefSeq, a predicted model, not a curated record